AGAAGAUACAGGCUCGAUUUUCCUCAGGUUGAUGGAGUAUCACGAAAUUCGUGGUCACAGUCUACCGACGUGUCACUUUUCGAUACUGCUCAACCAUAUAUUAUGCACUAUUUGCUUUGGCCCGUACGUAUAUAUAUAUAUAUAUAUAGCACACGUUGCUUUAAGGUACUGCUUUCUUGUUUUAUAAGACUUUACAGACGUACUUGCAGCCUGCUCAAGUGCCGCGUUAUUCCAUUGACAGUCAGUGUAAUUUUUAAAAAAGCGCUUACUGUCCUCUCUACUUUAGCGAUCAAGAUAAUACCAGUCAGUUGCUGGUGUUGUAAGCCUUUAGUAAAAAUACUAAUCUUGAUAGGUAUGUUUCCUAGCUCAUACUCUAUAUAUGCAUUUCUGCUAAAUUUGUUAGGUUGGUUUAGCAUGUGGUAUAAUUGUGAUUGGCUGGCUUAUGUAAUCUAUCGAUAAAUUUAUAAGGAGGAACGAAAAGAACGGUUUAAUAAAUAAAAGAAAAAGAUCUAUUGGAAGAACGAAUUUCAUCUGGUCUGACAGAAUAAAAAAUAGCGAAGAAAUCCUUCUAAAUAAGAAAGGAUUAAUAGUCAAAUUCAAAUUCAAAUUCAAAAAAAAAAAAAAGUAAAAUAGGAAUUGACAAAUUGAUGUGUG
Molecule: messenger RNA, 654 nt
Organism: Mucor mucedo
Lineage: Eukaryota; Fungi; Mucoromycota; Mucoromycetes; Mucorales; Mucoraceae
Exons: 1
Coding region: 103-459 (118 amino acids)
Source: RefSeq, a predicted model, not a curated record